GGCGGUUUGGGGCUUACGGCGUUAUGCAAGGGAUCCCACUGGUAGCCUCCCCGCCCGUACACUCCGAAGCACCGCCCACGCCCAUCGACGUCACCGCCUAUCAGCCACCAUGGAAGACCCUGACCGAGUUCGCCCUCACCCACGACCUGGAGAGACUUGAUCCCUCCCACCCGCAAUACCAACACAUGUUACAGCAGAUGCACGGGUACGGGCUUGACCCGGAGCAGAGUAUGGCGGCCCACCUGCAGCUGCCGCAGUACAUGGACGAGGGCGGACCUAUGGGACACCCUUACUCCCACCCGCCCUCCAACCCCUCCGCCCAGUACCCCGGCACGCCCUCAGAGCUCUCUUCCACCUCCAGCGACUAGUGGAGGGCCGGAGGUCUCCUCCACCUCCUGCACAUGAUGGAGAGAAGACCUACCCUCACCCCUGAAUUACCCUGACCCCCUCCCGCUUACCUCCCAUUAACCCAACCCUGACCCCCGCCCCCCAUCUUCCCCGGACCCCUUGACCCCGGUGAGAUAGUUGGAGACCUAAAAGGCUCUCUGUGAUUUUUUUUUUAGGAGCGACGAAGGAGUUCAGAGAGAGAGUUUUCAAGAGACAAGGACAUCCAAGCCAGCCCUGAACAACAACAUCCCGGUGAGAGACUCCUGCGAGGGCCUCCAAGAGUCUACAGGGAAGGCGAGAGGAGGGGGAGAUCAAAGACAGAGACCUUAAUGAGACUCUCUGAAGCAGUAUGUGCAGGCUGCCCCUGCCUUGACCUGACCCGUCAAGAGAGACUUGGAAACCCAGAGAAAGAUCGUCUAGACUUGAUAGGGAACGGCGAGGGAGAUCAGUGAGAGAGACAGAGACAGAGGGAGAUUUUGGAAGCAAUAUCAUACAACCCAACUGUUAUGGGCGAGGGAGAGGUUGAUAGUCGACCUCAUAAGAUGGCGAGUGAGAUAUAAUAUACCUGGAACUAAUGACAAAAUCGACCUGCAGGGGAGGUAGUCGUCCUGAAUAAACAAACAAACCCCUGUCUACCUGGACGUGGGGUGGGGUAGUGGUGGUGGUCGCCCUGAGUAAACAAACACCUUGUCUACAUACCUGUCUACCUGGAGGACCUCUGUAGUGAAGAAAGUAAUAGUUACACAAAAACUGAUUCACGUUCAUCUACUUAUAAGAAAAAUAAUCAAACUUAUCUUUUCCUGAAGUAUUAUAAGUAAAUACUGAAGUGAACAGUAAAUAUCACUUUUACUUAAAUGUUACCGGAGUGUAAAAUUUGGAGGCUAUGCAAAUCAUCAGAGGUCACAAUAACACACAGACUGACACACGUAACUAUAUGUGAAUGGUGGAGUGAAUAGUUUGUUUCAUUUAUAUUAAAGCAGUGAGCUGACCAGAGCGCCACGAAAAUAUUGUCGGCGCUAAAAAGUUGAUUUCUUAAUCUGAUUUAAUUUCAUAGACGAUAACUGUAAGCUGACUACCUGGUGCAGAUCCUUUUAUGAAAUGUUGGAUGCGGAUGAACAAAUGCCGGAGCUUUUGAACAAAUAUUGAAGCGUUUAAAAUAAAUACUGUAGCGUUUAAAUAAUUCCCGGAGAGUUGGAACAAAUAUUGAAGCAUUUAAAAUAAAUACAUGAAAACGCUUGAACAAAUACUGGAACGCUUGAACAAAUACUGGAACGCUUGAACAAAUACUGGAACGCUUGAACAAAUGCUGGAGAGUUUAAACACAUUUUAUUGUAGAAGAACUUUAAAAUACCUUAAAGAAACUUGAAUAAAUUUGAAAAGACUUGAAUUUGAAAGAAACUUGAAGAAAUUGAAUGAAAACACGAGAAAAAAAAUUAAAAGGAACUUGAAAAAAAAACCUGACGACAACAACAAAAUUUUAAGACUCAACCGGAAGAAAAAUCAUUCAACUACGACUUCACCCAACCGCUAGCAUCACCAUUACGACCAGUUCUACUAGCAAUACCAAUACGACCACUAUCCACUACUAGCACCACCACUACGAAUAUUACCACCACCACCACCAGUUCCAUCUACUACCAUCACCAGUCUACUACCAUCUGCCACUACCAUAAGCAACUCUACCACGACCACCAACCACCAUUACUACUACU
Homarus americanus (American lobster) is the source of this 2099-nucleotide messenger RNA. Its product is annotated as insulin gene enhancer protein isl-2b-like. The transcript is spliced from 2 exons. Bases 24 to 368 code for a protein of 114 amino acids. The record is from RefSeq and is a predicted model, not a curated record. Lineage: Eukaryota; Metazoa; Arthropoda; Malacostraca; Decapoda; Nephropidae.